Staurois parvus is the source of this 346-nucleotide messenger RNA. The record is from the annotation of a GenBank genome assembly. Lineage: Eukaryota; Metazoa; Chordata; Amphibia; Anura; Ranidae.
GGCGGCACCUAUGGGAGGCCUGUAAUCUGCCAGCAACCUAUGACAAAAUGGAAAACCGCAGGAGUGUGAGGAGACCUCAAAGUGGCACAUGGCAGAGUGGGAAGCAAUGGGAGGCCGUACAGGGACCCAGGUCACACUGUGGGACCAGCAGCAGCGUGACCAGGCGGUACGGGGGCCCAUGGCCGAUUUGGGGCCUGGCGGCACCUAUGGAAGGGCCUGUAAUCUGCCAGCAACCUAUGACAAAAUGGAAAACCGCAGGAGUGUGAGGAGACCUCAAAGUGGCACAUGGCAGAGUGGGAGCAAUGGGAGGCCGUACAGGGACCCAGGUCACACUGUGGGACCAGCA